Messenger RNA from Leptonychotes weddellii (Weddell seal), 1586 nucleotides. The record is from RefSeq and is a predicted model, not a curated record. Lineage: Eukaryota; Metazoa; Chordata; Mammalia; Carnivora; Phocidae.
AUGUUCAAUGAUCUACUAGAGGGACUCACAAGACUCAGAGUCAUCCAGGGAGCUACCAUCAAGCGCCACGAGAUGACAGGGGACAUCCUGGUGGCCAGAGUCAUCCACGGUGGGCUGGCUGAGAGGAGUGGGUUGUUAUAUGCUGGAGACAAACUGGUGGAAGUGAAUGGAGUUUCAGUUGAGGGACUGGAUCCUGAGCAAGUGAUCCAUAUUCUGGCCAUGUCUCGCGGCACAAUAAUGUUCAAGGUGGUUCCAGUUUCUGCCCCUCCUGUUAAUAGCCAGACGAUGGUGUACGUUCGUGCCAUGACUGAGUACUGGCCCCAGGAAGAUCCCACCAUCCCCUGCAUGGACGCAGGGUUGCCUUUCCAGAAGGGGGACAUCCUUCAGAUUGUGGACCAGAACGAUGCCCUCUGGUGGCAGGCCCGGAAAAUCUCAGACCUUGGUACCUGUGCUGGACUAAUUCCUUCUAACCACCUUCUGAAGAGGAAGCAACGGGAGUUCUGGUGGUCUCAGCCAUACCAGCCUCACACCGGGCUCAAAUCCACCAUAUACAAGGAGGAAUUUGUUGGCUCUGGUCAGAAGUUCUUUAUCGCUGGCUUCCGCCGCAGCAUGCGCCUUUGUCGCCGCAAGUCCCACCUGGGCCCGCUGCGCGCGCGGCCGUGCGGCCCCAGCGCGCCGGGCGCGCCGUACGAGGAGGUGGUCAGGUACCAGCGCCGCCCGUCCGAUAGGCACCGCCUCAUCGUGCUCGUGGGACCUUCUGGUGUUGGAGUCAAUGAACUGAGAAGACAACUUAUUGAACUUAAUCCUAAGCAUUUCCAAAGUGCUGUGCCACAUACUACUCGCUCCAAAAAGAGUUAUGAAAUGGAUGGACGUGAGUAUCACUAUGUGUCAAAGGAAGCAUUUGAAAGCCUCGUGUAUAGUCACAGGAUGCUCGAGUAUGGUGAGUACAAAGGCCACCUGUACGGCACAAGUGUGGAUGCUGUUCAAACAGUCCUUGAUGAAGGAAAGAUCUGUGUCAUGGACUUAGAGCCUCAGGGUAUUCAAGUAGCUCGAACCCAGGAACUGAAGCCUUAUGUCAUAUUUAUAAAGCCAUCUAACAUGAGUUGUAGGAAGCAGUCUUAGAAAAAUGCCAAGAUCAUUACAGACUACUUUGUGGACAUGAAGUUCAAGGAUGAAGAUCUACAAGAGAUGGAGGAUUUAGCCCAAAACAUGGAGGCACAGUUUGGCCAGUUUUUUGAUCAUGUGAUUGUGAAUGACAUGCAAGACGCAUGUGUCCAAUUGUCUACAGUUGAGAAGGCCCAGGAGGAGCCUCAGUGGGUACCAGCACCGUGGGUUUCCUCGGAUACUGAGUGUUAAGGAAGCCUCCUGCUUUGUGCCGGAGUUGUAACUAUACCCAUCUGUAACAGAGCUCUGGAAUAACGGCUGCAAAGCAAAACAACAGUAUUUGCUCCCUUUGUAAUGUAUGCAACUUUAAACGUGGUGCAGUUUAUUCAUUAAGCUUAUUUGAAAAAAAUAUUUGCAGUGUAUGCAUGUAGAAUUACCUCCUUGGCUUUCAGGAAAAAAAAAAAGUUUUCCUUUACCUCAUA